This is a messenger RNA of Lotus japonicus, 1471 nucleotides long. RefSeq lists its product as uncharacterized. Gene Ontology annotation, molecular function: ubiquitin protein ligase activity. Gene Ontology annotation, cellular component: cytoplasm. Bases 175 to 1206 code for a protein of 343 amino acids. The transcript has a single exon. Lineage: Eukaryota; Viridiplantae; Streptophyta; Magnoliopsida; Fabales; Fabaceae. The record is from RefSeq and is a predicted model, not a curated record. Gene Ontology annotation, biological process: protein ubiquitination.
GACAAUUUAAUUUUUAUAUGAUCAAAAGUUGAAGACUUACGCGUGAAACAAACAAACAGCUAGAACACAAAAUGAACUGAAUCCAUUCUUUGCUAUCUUGUAAAGUAAAUUGCUAAUGGCUCUGCCAUAGUCAUCAAAAUUGAAAUUUUCAGGCCUUACAAAUUGUUAAAAGUCAUGCCAAUGAACCGUGGCCAAGGCAAACCCAAAAGGUGGUACCAGCUAUGCUUUGCUCCCACUAGUGAUAGUUCAGAUGAUUCAGACACAGAAUCUGUAGUCCUACCUCCCAAUAGUACUAUAACUAGUACAUGGCAAGAAAUUUCUCCACCAGAGUCGACACCGCCACCAUCACCACCACUACCACUGCCGCCACCGCCACCACCACCACCAAACUUUGAACUACUACUGCCACCGCCUCCCCCACCACAGUUAAAUUUUGAACAACCACUGCGGAUGGCAGGGGCACAGCUACGGUUAUUUUAUCCAUCACCAAACUUGGAACUACCACCACCACCAUCGCGGCCAUCUCCGGGGGCCUGGGAUAUAGCAUUUGACAUUGAAUCACUGUCUAGUAUAUCUCCUAGUCCCAGCCGCCAAAGAUUUGAGGUUCAAGACAGUGUCAUGGUUCAAGACAGUGUCAUCAAUGCCAUUCACAAGGUGAGAAUCUCAGAGUUGCAUAGGAGAGGUGAAAUGUCUCACUGCCCCAUUUGCAUGGAGGAGGUCAAAGUUGGUGACCAAGCAUGUUUAUUACCCUGCACACACUUCUACUGUUCUGAAUGCAUUCUUCAAAGGCUUAGGCUUAGCAACAACAAAACCUGUCCCGUUUGCAGGCUUCAGUUGGAGGGUUGGGAAGAUCAUGGUAAUUCUCAUAGCAUAGAUGAAACAGCUUCAGCUUGGGACUUCUUUGGACAUCAAAACUUACCACCACCAUCACCACCACUAGUAAUUGGUGUUGAUCAAGAUUGGGACUACUUUUUAUAUUCCUCCCCUGAUUCAUCAGUAACAGAGAAUAAUAGUGCUGGUAGAAACUCGGAUGAAGCUGAUCAUUAUGAUAGUGCAUGUGAGGAGCUAGGUGACAAUAGUUUGGACCUUGGACCUGAAAACUCAUCACCGCCACCACCACCACCAGUAAUCCCUCGUCAUGCAAGUUCAUUCAGCUGGGAAAACUUUUAUCCAUCCUCUCCGGAAUCGGAUACAGCAGCUACAUAGAUGGUGAAAUUGUUGGUGUUUCCCAAAGUGUUAGUGGUUCACAAAUUUAUCUGCUAGUGUAGUGAAUUUAUUGGUGUUUCUGGAAUGGUAUUAUACCUGACUUGUGUAACUUGGGUUGAUUGUAAAUUUGCAUGAGCAUCAUAUCAUAGUUAUAUGUCUCUGGUUCUUCUGGUUUAGACCAUGUAUAUAAGUAAUGUCCUGUUUCUUAUAAUGAGAUUGCUCAAUUCUGAUGUGAAUUAAUUAGGAAUAUAACACAAAUUUGGGU